Salmo salar (Atlantic salmon) is the source of this 4187-nucleotide messenger RNA. NCBI's taxonomy places the organism in Eukaryota, Metazoa, Chordata, Actinopteri, Salmoniformes, Salmonidae. The record is from RefSeq and is a predicted model, not a curated record.
GUCACGGUGUAAUAUUUUUUAUUCCAUCACACCACUUGGUGGACUAGGGGAUUCCUAUUGCAAUGUGGGAGGAGGGGCGGAAGUGGAGGAAGUCGUUCCACAGCCGAUUGGAUAAUGUUUCUUCAGAUUCAGUUGGAAACGAAGCUAAACGCGACCGCGCAGUGAUUUCAGAGAGUGGAGAGUGUCGGCGGUUUCAGAGCGCGGAAGGAAGCAAGGGUUAAUUUGACGGAAGACGGAGGUUUUGGGAAGCGGCGUUUUAAACUGCUUGUGUGGACUAAACUUGGAGUUCACCGGUGUAAAAGCGUGCAUUAUGCAUUCAGACUGCAGGCUGCUAUGGGCAGAGCGGUAAUGGUGGGCAGGGGACCGACAGGGACCAGGCUUUUCUUCUUGUCGACUGUCAUCAUCCUCACCGCCAGAAGCAGUCGAGCGCAGCAAGGCGAUGGCUGUGGCCUCAGUGUUUUGGGCCCCUGCAGUGGGAGCCUGUCGUCUCUGGGUUACCCUGGUACGUACCCUAACCACACGGUGUGUGAGUGGGAGAUCAGCGUGCCGCAGGGCCGGAGGCUCCACUUCCGCUUCGCUGACCUGGACAUAGAGGAUAACAACUGUCAGGUCAACUACCUCAGGAUCUACGAUGGUAUAGGACCGCGUAGGACCCAGAUAGUGAAGUUCUGUGGUCUGGGCCUGAAUGUUCCUGAUCUCAUCCUGUCCAGUGGGAACCAGGUCACCGUCCAGUUUAUGAGUGGGACCCACCAAAGUGGGCGGGGCUUCUCCCUGGCCUACUCCACCACAGAACACACAGAUCUGAUCACCUGUCUAGACAAAGGAAUCCACUUCACUGAGGCAGAGUUCACCAGAUACUGUCCAGCAGGAUGCCUGACUUCUGUUGGGGAGAUCUCUGGGACCAUACCCCAUGGCUACAGAGAUUCGUCUCCAGUGUGUCUAGCAGCCAUCCAUGCAGGUGUGGUGUCUAACUCUGUUGGCGGUCAGAUCAGUGUGGUCAACAGUAAGGGCAUCCCUCACUACGAUGGCUCGCUGGCUAACAAUGUCUCCUCCACUGUUGGUCCCUUGUCCAACAGCCUCUUCACUUUCAAGACGAGUGGUUGCUAUGGGACACUAGGUCUAGAGUCGGGUGUUGUUAGGGACUCCCAGCUCUUUGCUUCCUCGGUGUGGGAAUGGAGUGACGUGAUUGGCGAACCCAGCGAGUGGGGCCCAACUGGGGCCCGCCUAAAUGGGGCGGGGCUUCCCUGGGCGUCGGCUCACAGCGACCAGCAGCAGUGGCUACAGGUGGAUCUGAAGAAGGAGAAGAGGAUCACAGGCAUCACCACUACAGGCUCCUCCCUCCUGGAGUACCAGUUCUAUGUGUCAGCCUAUCGGGUCCUCUACAGCAAUGACGGACAGCACUGGAACAUCUAUCGGGAGGCAGAUGCUACCCAGGACAAGAUUUUUAAAGGGAACACCAAUUAUCUCCAGGAGGUGCGCAAUAACUUCAUCCCACCAAUCGAGGCGCGGUAUGUGAGGAUAAGCCCCACCCAGUGGCACCAGCGAAUUGCCCUCAAGUUUGAGCUGCUCGGAUGCCAGUUCCAUCAAGCGAGGCCCCGGACAUACCACCCCCCUCGGCCUCCCCCUCGCUCAGUGGCCACAGACACCCCCCCAAUGUACGGCCGGACCACCCACACCCCUGACAUCAGAAACACCACCAUGCCACCAUGCACCAUCAACGACGUGGCGUUGGCAACGGUGUUGGUGCCGGUGUUGGUCAUGAUUCUGACCGCCCUCAUCUUGACCAUGGUCUGUGCCUGGCACUGGAAGAACAGGAAGAAUAGUUCAGAGGGAGCUUAUGACCUGUCUCACUGGGACCGUACAGGUAAACACAACGCUCUCAGUGUGUGUGUGUGUGUGUGUGUGUUUAGAUGUUUAUUGCGUGUGUGUCUCUGUCCAGACUGGUGGAAGAGUAUGAAGCAGUUCCUGCCGUCCAAGAUGGCGGAGGGGGAGGAGUCAGUCCGCUACAGCAGCAGUGAGGUGGGCCGGCUCAGAGUGAGAGGGAACACCCCCAGACUACGGGCCGAACCCGCAGAGUAUGCCCAGCCCCUGGUCAGCGGUGUCGUGACAUCACUAGGUCAGAGGUCAACUUUCAAGCCAGAGGAAGGUUCUGACCCCGGCUACACGGACCCUAACCGCUACGACGCUCCCAUGGCAACAGACAUCUACCAUGCCUACGCUGAACCCCUGCCCGCCUCCGGUGCAGAGUAUGCCACGCCCAUUAUGAUUGACAUUGCAAGCCACCUAUCAGGGAGCUCCACACUGAACCAGCCAACCACAGUCUCCAGCUUCAUGGGCCGUGGCCCUGCCUCCCUUCUCACGCGAACAGACAGCGGGCAAUCUGGGAGGUCAAUGUAUGACACGCCCAAGAGUACAGGACAGGCAACACCCACUAAGGAUUUAGCCUACCAGGUGCCUCAGAGCAGCUCUCAGAAGCCAGUGGGGUAGAGCUGAAGAGGUGGCGUGAGUACUUUGAUUGACAAGGCCAUAACCAUAAACCACACCCCCCAUUGACAGAGGGGGAUGAUGGAGAGAGGGAGUGUGAAUUAAACUGUAAAGAACAUUACCUUCAAGUUAGAUGUCUGUAUGUGAGUGUGUCUACAGAGGAGUCUAUAUGUGAGUGUCUACCUGUACGUGCAUGGCCGGAGAGUGCUAGCAUAGUACCAUACCAGUCCUAUCACUGAAACCAUAAAGAUGAAUGUCUACAUGAGAGCGAGAGAACGGAAAGAGGAGAGCUCACUACUGUUUCAGCCAGGCUAAGUCCCCUCUGUGUGUCUCUUAAUUUGAUGUUUUGUCAAACUGAGUAUAUAUAUAUUUUAGUUCCUUUCGUGUCAAUCUAAAAGUGAAACAAUUCUCCAAACAAUAGGUUCUCUGAAGUGGUUGCCUUCUAUAGAAAGUCAAUGUUUCUACCACUGAAGUGUUCUCUGCAUAAAGGUCUCCUGUCUAAAGAGGAGCUUACUCAGUUUACUACGGUACGCUUUGAUUGGAGGCUUGUACUAUUUCAGCUUUCAGUUAGUUCACAAAAUCAGACCUGUGGAAAUGUUUGAGUUUAACCAAUCACCUUAUACAUAAAGCUAGAGUGAAAUCCAUGCCAAAAACCUGUUGAAGUUUCUGAAAAAUAAUUUUUUAUUUAUUUCUUUUAUAAUUCCUGCUGAAAAUGACUCACAAAAAAAACACUAUGGAAAGCGGUGACGAAUCAGCUUCAAAUAAUUAUGGUUGUACUGUUUUCAUGGUUACACUGUUGUCAUGGUCACCUUGCCUCACGUGACAGUCAAAAAGGACCUCUGCAUAACGUUUAGGUGCCAUUUGUAUUUGCCCGAUUGGAUUCACACACUGCCAGACUAGGACCAGUUACUUGAAGAGGAAGAAUCUGCCCUCAUGGUGAUCCUAGAGGAGCUGUCCAACAGAAGGGCUGUCUCUACAAUAUGUCAGUGAGACUAAACAUUGCCUUGUGUUUUAUUAUUAUGCAUCAUUUAUCAUCAUGGCCACCGUCUGUAAAUUCCCAGAGAAUCCAGAGGUUGUAGGACUUCUGUGUGCUAGAGGAAGAUGAUCCACUCUAGCCAAACUCACACUGGAGUAGUCUAGGUUACCGCGUCAGGUACGGAUCCUGACAAAGACGCUACGGCGAGAGAACAUUAUCACUAGUGACCAAUCGGCAUGCAGAAGUUAAUAUUUACAGAAACAACAAAGACGGUACGGCAAGAUAACAUUAUCACUAGGGACCAAUCAGCAUUGCAGAAGUUAAUAUUUACAGAAACGCCUCAUUCUAGUAUGUGUGUCUGAAUUGCUGUCUCUAUUUCUUAGAGAUUGACUGUCUUCACGUAUGUAAUGGCUUUCAUUAGUAUCUUUGUGCGAGUAGAUGUCUGUAUCUGUCUUUUUAUGGCUGUCCUAAAGAGAGUAUCUGUGUGCGGCUAGCUAUGUCUGUACGACUGUCCCUACGAGUGUACUGCAUCUGUGUUUGAUUAGUCAUGUUUGUAGUCAGUGGAGCACAUUAGUCCGGUCAAUCCCUGUCCUGAACACUGAACCUGGACCAGUUGAAUUUUAGGUUAAAGGUUAGGGCUUCAGUAGGUAAGGCUGGCCGUAGGUCAGUGUGUUUCUGUCUUCACAGAUUGUACAAGGAGAAAUAAAGCCUUUUUUAAAAACUUUUA